Molecule: messenger RNA, 4406 nt
Organism: Anarrhichthys ocellatus (wolf-eel)
Lineage: Eukaryota; Metazoa; Chordata; Actinopteri; Perciformes; Anarhichadidae
Gene: cdr2l
Product: cerebellar degeneration-related protein 2-like
Exons: 5
Coding region: 346-1800 (484 amino acids)
Source: RefSeq, a predicted model, not a curated record
CAGCACGUGAACGCAGCAGCAUCAUUGAGCCGCUGAGCGGAGAUCGGGCGGCCGAGCUGCUCAUCACAAACAGAAGAACCACCACCGUGGCUGUCCAACAGCUGCUCUGCACACCGGUUCAUUUCAGGUGUGCAGGUGUGAGCGGCCCGAUCACGUGGUUUCGGUUCACAUUGAUACGCGGUCCAAGAAGCAGGUGCGCUGCCGGGGGGGGGGGGGGGGUUCGUCUCAAAGGGUUACACACUCGGGGAGGCUGCGCCGCUGCUGUUUGUUGUCACUUCCGCUCGAGCAUGCCCGUGAAUUAACAGAUCACAUCGCCGAAGAAGAAGAAGUUGUUGAUCAGCUUCGAUGCUCCGUGCAGGAAGGAUGGAGGAGUUUAUCACAGAGGAAGAGGAGCCGUGGUACGACCAGCGGGACCUGGAGCAAGACCUGCACUUGGCAGCCGAGCUCGGCAAGACCCUUCUGGAGCGCAACAAGGAGCUGGAGGACUCCCUGCAGCAGAUGUACAUCAACAAUGACGAGCAAGUGCAAGAGAUAGAGUACCUGUCCAAGCAGUUGGAAAUGUUGAGGGAGAUGAACGAGCAGCACGCAAAGGUGUAUGAACAGCUGGAUGUGACGGCCAGGGAGCUGGAGAUCACCAAUGAGAAGCUGGUGCUGGAGAGCAAGACCUCGCAUCAGAAAAUCGACAGGUUGACGGGCACCAUGGAGACCUUGCAGGGUCAGGUGGACAGCCUGACGGCUCGGGUGGAGGAGCUGCGGACUCUGGAGGAGCUGAGGGUCCGCAGAGAGAAGACGGAGCGACGCAAGACUGUGCACUCCUUCCCCUGCCUCAAAGAGCUCUGCACUGCGCCAAGGUAUGAAGAUGGUUUCCUGUUGGCCAAUCCGGGCAGCGUGGACCUGGCUGAGACGCGACCGGUGGACGAGGAGCACGAGCGCCUGACGGACAUCGUCUCCUCCCUGCGCUCGGCGGUGGCCACGGAGCGGUCCCAGCGAGAGGGCGCCGAGCGGGAGUGCGCCGCCGUGCUGCAGGAGUUCGAGCGCCUGGAACAGCGUCUCUUAGGGGCGGAGGGCUGCCAGCUGCGGGUUCAAGAGCUCGAGGCGGAGCUCCAGGAGAUGCAGCAGCUGAGGAAGUCCAGGGUGUGUCUGAUCGGGGGCAUGGAAGAUGGCCUAGAGACGCUGCUCAGCAACGGCCCCGAGACGGACACCCCGGAGGAGGGCCUGGGGCUGGAGGAGGGAGGUGAAGGAGCUGCUGGAGAGCAAGGGGCCACGGGGCAGCAGGGGGGCCCGGUGAGGAAAAGCUGCAGCGACACAGCUCUGAACGCCAUCUCGGCCCGCGACGCCUCUGGCAGGCGUCAGGGCAGCUACGCCAUCCACGCCAACGGCGUGCGCAAGCGCGGCAUGUCCAUCCUGCGUGAGGUGGACGAGCAGUACCACGCGCUGCUGGAGAAGUACGAAGGGCUGCUGGGGAAGUGCCGACGUCACGAGGAGAGCUUGUGCCACGCCGGGGUGCAGACCUCGCGGCCGGUCUCCAGGGACCCCUCCAUGAAGGAGUACAGCAUGGUCUGCGCGGGGCCUUCGACAUCGGGGGCAGUCGCAGUCGUCGUCGCCGCCCCUCCCACGCCCCCACAAGCGCCCUCCACCCCGGAGGCCCUGGAGGGGAUCAGCAGGCAGGUGGAGCAGGUGGACAAACGUCUCAGCCAGAACACGCCGGAGUACAAGGCCCUGUUCAAAGAGAUCUUCUCCCGCCUGCAGAAGACCAAGAGCGACUUGAACUCCACCAAGAGCAAGAAGAGUCACAAAUGAGCUACUGAGUCUACUAACAGUGACUGCACAUGAUGUAUUUAAUGACUUCUCGUCUUACAUUUGACCAUGACGGGUGGAUGCCUGUAGUCGGGUGAUUAAUGAUGUUAGCAGUGGAUGGCUGAUUAAUCUCAAGCUGUAUGAAAAUGGUAAACUUGCCUCUGUGGAGGAUUCUGAUGUGGAUGAAAUACCUUUUUUUUUCUUCCUGAGUGACCAUAACUGAUGAAAUAAUUAGUUUAGUUUCUGUCUGAGGACAGUCUAGUGUGUGAUGUAGUAUUUGUAAUUGAGAUUAACUGAUGCAGAAAUGAUUUAAUUUUUAUUUAUUUAAAACAAGCCAAAUAAUUAAUCAAAAGAACAAAGCAGCCACUUGUUUUUAAACUACUCAUUUGAAGCAUGUAUCCGACUCAUAAACACUAAGUGCUAAAAAGGUUUUUAGAAGCCGGUUGAAACUAAAAUCACAAGUGUUUGACGAGCUCGAGUGAGCUUUAAGAUGAAACGGUGAGACAGCUGCCAAACUGUACCGUGAGUAAGUGUUUGAUGGUUAUUUGUUUACAUGGUUUAUUGUAACUCAUCUGGUGAAGGUGAGUUUUUACAGCAUGCAUUACAUGCCACGGAGUGAUUCAGGGAUUCGUUUGAUAACUUCAGACAUGACAUAAUCAGCUCGACGCUGUGCCACAUUGUAAAAGCUGCUCUUGUCGGAGGCCAUUUAUGUCUUCUGUUGAUUAAAAUGAGAAAUGUAUAAACCACGUUCUUCUGUUAAACGCUCGGGGAGGCAACAAAUCAAAUCCUACAGCGGGUUCAACUAGAAGACGGGUGGUUGUAAAAGUGAAGUAGCCGUUCACAUGUCUGUCAGAAAUGGCGUCACUUCAACAUUUUAACCUGUAAGAAGAAGCCAGAAUUAUUAGCACUUAUUCUUGAGUUAUGGUCGUGAAUUGACCCCAGGACUCAUCACGUCAUCUUUGAAUCCAAGAGAAGAAGAAAUGUCCUCCUGAGAUGUCGCGUUCAAGACAAAGAAUGAGACGGACGACCCGAAAACAUAAAGCCUCGGCGUAAUAAAGGACACAAGCGGGCCGAGUCUGAACACUUUAAUGUGAACACAGGCGAUCAGUAAACUGUAGGUGAUACAAGUGGCACACGUUCAGUCAAACCCAACACACCCAGAACAUCAGUCUGACAAGCAGAUUCUUUCCCAUACGUCUGGAGUGAAUAUAAAAACAGAACACUUGGAGGUCUGGUUAGGGACCGAUGUUUCUGGUUCAGACGACAUUGCACAUCACUGAUGAUCAAAGUGCCGCUGAGUCAGCAGGAGCAGCGUGUGGUUGAGAGAGACUGGAGGCACAGUCAGCGUGGCUCAUUUAUAACUCGAGUAACACGAGGUGAGCGGGUUGACUCCGAUCUGAUGGAAACACGGCCUCGGGGUCGAGGGAGGAACCUGGGUGACAGAAGGCUAUCGGCACAACCCGGACUUUAACGAGCAGGAUAUUUACAGUUAAUUAAACUGAGAUUUAGAACGCUACAAAUACUAGAUGUUUGUAAAGGACACCCUGAUGGCUUUUACAAAUCCUCAAACCUGAUAUAAAACGGUGAUAAAGGUCCAUGUUUUACAAGUAUUGUUAAAAAACGCUCACAUGAUGGUCUGGCAAAUAUAAUCUGAAGGCAAACGGCUCAAUUAGGGCGUCUAUCUCUAAAGGUUUUAUUUAAGGCCACAUGGCUGCUGAAUACCCUGCUGACCUACAGCGAGGGGUCACGAGGGGUCACAGGACAUUUAGUUUACCAGCAGGCUGUGUAGGGUGCUAAAUAGAGGCGGCCUGGUUUCUGACCAAGAGCCUGGUGCAAAUAAUGUGCUGAAAGGCGUGAGGGGGGCUGCGUUUAAGAGCCGUGUCCAGCAAUGGCUGCCAAGUGAGCGUACAGUGGAUACGUUCAUACAGCGCGGCUGCUUUCUAAGGCAGAUCACGGUAAGAGUACAAAACAGUCUGAACAAUAAAGAACCAAAGAGAAGAACAGAAGGUUAAAGGGCCGAGUGAAUCACUAAGUGUAUACAUUUUUUCCAAAAAAUUUUUUUCUUUCCAUUUUUUCUUUUAUAAACAAACCAUAACAGCAAAAUCUGUACUGUGCACAUUGUUGCUUUCUCCAUUUUUAAAGAUUUGAUACUUAACAAGAAGCGCUACGAAGGGAGGAAUGAUGAAGUGAUUGGAAUUUAGAAACAGAGUCGUCGAUGGACGGAGAGAGCAGAAGCUGAAAAUCAAUACAAACUCCAGACGGGAAUAACGGAACGACAGCGAGAAGAAGAAAGGAGGGACAAAGGGCGUCGCUGAGGGGGAAUCAAUUUGUCCAAUCCUUCUUGAUGGCGAGGAACCAUUCCCAGGAGAGGUGGUCGUGCUCGUCGUCAUCGGUGAACUUGGACUUGAUGUUGUAGGUGCCGCGGGCCAGCAGCCCUUUGGGCGACUCCUCCACGGUGGUGAGGAACUCGUACUCCUCGCUCGCUCUGGGCCCGUAGCUGCCGACCAUGUAGUCAGACUUGUCAACUGCACAGAAGAGAUUAAUAAGUUGCUUAUUACCAACGUGUUCACUGAGAAUAAAGCAAACGAACUUCAGCGUUAUCAUUCCAA